GGAUGCGAGCGGAAUGUAUGAGGCGGGCUCUUCAGGGAGACCCAGGUGUUGGGACAACGUCCACGGACUGCUAGUCCUUAUCGCUACAGUACUAUAACACAUCAGCAUUACUUGGUGCUAAGCCAUUUUGGACUGAGAGGUCGACGGGCAUACUGUGCAGCUCGGCCUCUCUCUCUCUCUCUUUCUCCCUUUCUAUCUGCUGUGUGUAGAAGAAGCAUACACGGAAGUUGUUGGAUGGCAGCUCUUUUCCAGAAGUUCACAAUGAAGACCAGCGUUUUUCUGCUCCUGCUCGCAGCUUUCACCUGUGGACUCGCACAGGGAGAAGAAAAUGCAGCCGAGGAGCUGCAGGUGGAGACCUUGGUGAAACCCGAAACUUGCUCUGUACUUUCCACAAUGGGAGACACGCUGCAAAUCCACUACACGGGUAAACUGAUGGAUGGAAAGGUGAUCGACUCAUCACUGUCCCGGGACCCUCUUGUUGUUGAGCUGGGGAAGAGGACAGUUAUUGCUGGACUGGAACAAAGCUUGGUUGGCGUGUGUGAAGGGCAAAAAAUCAAAGCCACUAUUCCCUCUCACCUUGCAUAUGGAAAAAAGGGUUACCUUCCUACGAUUCCAGGUGAUGCUGCUCUUGAGUUCGAGGUGGAGGUGAUUUCUCUAACACAGCAAACACCGUGGCAGAAAAUGGUCAACGACGUGUUCCCCCUCGUGUGUUUGGCCCUGGUCCCCACUCUGCUCGGCAUGGUGGGACUUUACCUUUACAAAAAGGCCAACUCCCAGAAGCCUAGCAAAAAGAAGGCAAAGGAUAAGAAGAUCAAGAAGAAAUAAGGACAAGGCACAGAACUAUUUAAAUAAACAUUUUUUAAUUGUA
Seriola aureovittata is the source of this 868-nucleotide messenger RNA. It is a transcript of the gene fkbp11, whose product is annotated as FKBP prolyl isomerase 11. The transcript has 6 exons. The record is from RefSeq and is a predicted model, not a curated record. Gene Ontology annotation, molecular function: peptidyl-prolyl cis-trans isomerase activity. The coding region runs from base 235 to 825 and encodes 196 amino acids. Gene Ontology annotation, biological process: protein peptidyl-prolyl isomerization. Lineage: Eukaryota; Metazoa; Chordata; Actinopteri; Carangiformes; Carangidae.